AAAUCAGAACAUAUUGAUGUGUUAGAUUGGUCCAGUCAAGACUUGAAAAUCGAUGUUCUCUUUCCUCCUUUACUCACAUUUUUAUGGGCAUUUCCUUCUUUUUCUCAACCUCAACUCUGUUGGUUUGUUAAAUUAAAUUCAGGUGAAGUCUGCGGUUGAAAUGUGACAAAACGUGAUAAAGUUAAAGCAGUACGAAUACUUCCGCAAAGCACCGUGCUGUCCUUUUAAAGGUAUUUUAUUUACUGCGCUGAUAUGCACAGCGCUGACUGACGGCUUAUUCGUCAAAGUUGUGCAGCCCUGCCCAUCUGCCCCUAAAACACUGCAGCAAACUGCAAUCAGAAGAGUAACAGACACAGGAUUAUGGGGCAGCGUAGCCGUGUUUUAGAGGAGCUCGGCUCGAGCUGACCUCAGCGUGGACGUCCAGAGCGUACGCAGAGAUGCUAACUCUGCACUGCUUACACAUACAUAGAAAAAAAAAGAUACUCUUGCCUCCUACCAAGACUUCCAGCUGGCUCACACUACACACACACAGACACACACACGCAUACACACACGCACUGAAAUGCCUCUUGAAAGGCUUGAAAGAGAGAGAGGGGAAGAUGGGAGAGAGGAUGGAGGAAGCUGAAGAGGGAUUGGGCAGAAGCUUAGGGAGACUUGAUGAGAACAGAGGGGUGUAGAUGCAAAGAGUAAAAGUUGCGGACUGCAGAGAGGAGGAGAAGAAGAAGGAGGGAUGAGGAGUAUACAGUAUGAAAAAGACGAGGAGAGGACUUCAGGGGAUACUGCUGCGAGGAAGAGAGGAAACAAAGACUCCAGCAAGGUCUUGUGGCAUCUUGACAUCUUUAGGAGAAGCUUUCGGCAGCUGACCACUCAUAAGUGCAUGGAGGACUCAUGCAUCUUCUGCGCUCUAAAGAGUAUCUUUGCUCAGUUCCAGUUCAGCAGCGAGCGCGUUCUGCCGUCAGACGCACUGCGGAGCGCGCUGGCCAAGACUUUCCAAGACGAGCAGAGGUUUCAGCUGGGCAUUAUGGACGACGCUGCCGAGUGCUUUGAGAAUCUGCUGAUGCGUAUCCACUUCCACAUCAGCGCGGAGAGCAGGGAGGACAUCUGCACAGCCAAACACUGCAUACCACACCAGAAGUUUGCCAUGACUUUGUUUGAACAGUGUGUGUGCAGCAGCUGUGGAGCCUCUUCGGACCCCCUGCCCUUCAUUCAGAUGGUUCAUUACAUCUCCACCACGUCCCUCUGUAACCAGGCGGUGAGGAUGCUGGAGUGCAGAGAGAAACCAACACCGGACAUGUUUGGAGAGCUGCUCCGCAACGCUAGCAACAUGGGAGACCUGCGCAACUGCCCUAGUAACUGUGGGGAGGUGCUGCGUAUCCGCCGGGUUCUGAUGAACUCACCAGAAAUCGUGUCCAUCGGGCUGGUGUGGGACUCGGACCACUCUGACCUAGCGGAGGACGUCAUCCACAGCCUGGGAACCUGCCUGCGCCUGGGAGAUUUGUUCUACCGUGUGACAGAGGAAAGGGCUCGCCAGGCGGAGCUCUACUUGGUGGGCAUGGUGUGCUACUACGGCAAGCACUACUCCACCUUCUUCUUCCAGACCAAGAUACGCAAGUGGAUGUACUUUGACGACGCCCACGUCAAAGAGAUCGGCCCAAAGUGGAAGGACGUAGUGUCUCGCUGUAUUAAAGGCCACUACCAGCCCCUGCUGCUGCUCUAUGCUGACCCCCGUGGGACGCCGGUGAUACUGCAGGAGAGCCCCAACCCUUGUACUGGCUCCAACCCACAGCUGGAGCUCCAGCACUGCAGCAGCAAGGCUGGUUACGACAGUGAGGACUCAGGUCGGGAGCCAUCGAUAUCCAGCGACACACGCACCGACUCGUCAACGGACAGCUCGAGCCACCGCACGUCCCGCAGCCGACCCCUGCAUCAGUCCACGGGCAGCCGGCUCUCCAGCGAAUCCCAGACCACAGUGGUCUGUAACUACGACUCGCCGCCGCUCGGUGCUGACGCUGGAGAGUCAGCAGUGGAGGCUCCAACCUGCCACCCCUCUCCUCCCCUGCAGGAGACGGCAGUCUUCCUCCUGUCUUCACGCAGGCCCCUCACCUCCUCCUCCUCAUCCUCUCGCCCCCUUUCCUCCUCGUCUUCUUCAGGAGUCGGGGGCUGCGAGGGCGGGGCUGGGGGGCCCCACUGGGAGGAUGAAAGCACGAGCAGUGAGAGCAAAUCCAGUUCCUCUGGAAGCCGCUACCGGCCAACCUGGAGGCCCAGGAGAGAGGCCCUAAACAUCGACAGCAUCUUCACCCGACAAAGAGACUCCCAGCUGGGCUACAGUGCUGCACCCGGCUUGUCUCUCCCCGCUGAGCCCCAGCAGCCUCUCCCCUUUGUGGGAGCUGCCACACAACCUGGACUGGAGGACGUGGAACGGAGGGAGAUUGGGGAGGUCGGGUUUGGGCUGGUUGGGCAGCCCAGGUCUUCAAGCGGCGGGCGGACUAUGGUUCCUCCUGCUCCUCCACCUCUGAGAGGGGUGGAGCACCAGCCACGUCUGAUCCAGAGAAUGGAGAGUGGCUACGAAAGCAGUGAGAGGAACAGCAGCAGCCCUGACAGGGAGGUGGGGCAACACAAACGGGUGCUGAUGUCUGGACCUUCAUGGCGUUCGGUGCCCAAGUCAAAGAGCAGCGGUGCUAUUAUGCAGGAGCUGCCUCAUCCCUGCUGGGUCAGCAGCUCUGACACAGGCUCUGGGCGCAGUGAACUGGAUGAGCUGCAGGAGGAGGUGGCCAGGAGAGCCCGCCAGCAGGAGCAGCAGAAGCGGAAGGAGGCGGAGCGGGAAGCAGCCAAGGGGUUCAACCCCAGACCCAGCAAGUUCAUGGACCUGGACCAGCUCCAACACCAGGCUGUGCUCAGACCCCUGCAUGAGGCUAACGCUCAUAGUGGAUUGGCUGUAGCUGCGUGCAUGAGGAGCACUGGGGGCCCAAUCACACGCAGGCAGGAACAGGAAAUGGAACGGGACACGGGAAACGCCCACCCACAGGGGCUUAGCAGUGAACAGUCUGGCUCGAUCCAAGUACUGCUGACACCCAAUCAGGAGGAGGAAGAGGAUGAGUCGACAAGCAGCAGGGCCGGUCCUCAGGGUCAGAACCCGACCCCGCCUCCUCCGCCUUACCGCCCCGCUCCCCCUAGACCCUCGCUCACCCUCAGCAUCAGUCACCCCUGCAGCCCGUCCGUUCAGGGUGAGGAGGAGGAGGAGGAGGGCAGGUGUGCUGGUGAGGAAGGUGAGGAUGGGAGUGAGGGGACGGGGGUGAGGCUGUGCGAGUUACUGCAGGCCGGGGGAGUGAGUGUCCGACCCCUGGGGAAGCACUUAGCCAUCUCUCUACCCUCACUUCCUCUUCGUCUCUGGGAUACACACACCGCAAACGCCUCACACUCCACACACAACCCCCCUCCGCCCCCGUCACACCCUCUGGAAACUUAUGGGCAGAGGAAACCCCUCACCCCGCUCUGGCAGCCGCCCCGCCCACAUUCCCCCGACGGAGGGUGGCAGCAGCACGCCAUCCUCGCCGAUGGAAGCACGCGUCACUGGUCCUCCUGGAGCCUGGACCGCCCGGAUGCUGUGGUAACACCAUACGACACGCCCCCGGACCGGUGCUUUCCCAUCAGGCCGCAGAACCCUAGUCAGAGCUGCAGCUACAGUUGUCAGUCUUCUCCAGGGCACUACAGCUCCCAGCAUGCCCCAGGGCAGCACAGCGAUCUCUGCUGUGACCGUGAAGAGGCUGAGCUGUCCGAGCUGGACUCCCUUUACCAGGCCAGUCUGCAGGCUGGAAGAUCAGGCUGCAGCCCAUCUGAGAGGCUGAUAUCCAGGAUGGGAGGGCAGACGCGCUCCAAGACCCCCAACGCCGACAUGGAGAGGAGUGUGUACGGGGCGGACAGCACCAGCACCCCCACCUACCUCAACAAGCCAGUGAUGUUGCGGGAUCCACGUUUUGGGGCGGAGCCAGAUGAUGGGGAGAACCAGAGGCGAAUCGGACGCAGCCUGAGCGGCACGGUAGUGACCUCCCGCCGCAGCCGCCUCACUACAACCCGCAGCUUUGAGCUGUCGGGCAGCGCUGGAAGUUUCUGGCUGUGUCUGACGGGGGUCAAGCUGUCCUCGGACCAGAGCCCCACCCUGCUUCACUGAUAUCCGGCCCCCCGCCCCCUUCCUCUGAAACCUCCCCACGACGCAGCGGUGUCGAGGUCGCAGGCGGCGUCGCCUCGACUGACCUAGGAUCGGCUCAGGACCAUCGUCUCGACAGCCGUCCUGCUCCAGCACCUUCUCCUAAGAAACAAACACAUGCACGCACACAUCUGCACUGAGGUUGAGCCUCCCUCCGCGCCUGAAGCUCCCCACUUUACUUGCCUUCCCUCCCUACUUACUCUGUCUAUGCAGUCACUCUGACCCCUUAAACUACAACCUCCCUUUCUUUCCCGGGACUGUUUCUCGUCUCCCUGCGGGGUUUUUUUAGGAGGAUUCCAGGUGUCCGACUCGGACGAACUCGUCCUCCACCCCAACAGGACCUUUCAGCUCAAUGGGAGACUCUAACCAAGUAGCCACGCCUCUUCCUCUUUCUUCAUGGGCAUUUUCCCGUCGGACGCACAUGUAUCUGAACUGCCAUAUUUUUGCUCUCGUUUUCUUGCUGGGUUUCCUUGAGGUUUUUGUUUUCCUUCCUGAGACUGAACUCUGAUAACUAAACCUGUACAGAAAAACACAUGUAUGAAACCUGUAUGUUAAUUAAUAAGACCUUAUGGAAUGUUGAUAAUUAACAAAUAUUGCUAAACUAAAAGUGGUACUUCCUCAUGUCUGCAUUUCAAAUAGCAGUGGAGUGCACUUCACAAGUGUGUAGAUGGAGUUUCCGCCCCUAAAAUACUCCCAAAACUCGCCCCCUUUUCCCUCACCCCAAAAGAAACUGCUCGCUGACUUAAUGACGGCUUUCCCGCUUCUACUGGGAGAUUUAACGAGAAAAGCGCUUCCUGUUACUUUGGUCUUUGCUUUCUUUUGCUUUUCUUUGUUCUGAAAGGGAAGCAGUAGCACCACAACCGAGGAGUCAAGAAAGGAAGACGAGAGAGAAAGAGAGGAAUGUAGGUUAGAAAACCUGCCUCUUACAGGCUUUUUAUCAAUGAACAUGGAUGAUUCAAGUGCACUUUGCAGGGAAGAAGGGCACUUUUAAUCGAAGGCUGAUGGGGAGAGAGCGAGAGAAAGAGAAGUCCUUUUGGUUUUGUUUUACUUCAAGGCCUCAGGUGAACUUCAGUGGCACUUAUAAAUUCCCACUUUUAUGAUUUCUGACGCUGGUUUCGAGACCCAGAUGGGAGCAAAAACGGCACAUCUUCAGCCUGAUACAGUUAACGUGUCUGAUAGAGUAUGCUUUAUAUAAUAAAUAUGUAUUAGAGGUAUAUUUUCAGCCAGUGAGCUAUCUUCUUCAGAGAUGUCAACCAUUACUCUGUGGUGUUGAACAUUUAAAUCCUUCCCCUCACAAAUGAGUAGCAUUCUGACAUAUCUAGUCAGUUUA
Messenger RNA from Poeciliopsis prolifica (blackstripe livebearer), 5534 nucleotides. RefSeq names its product inactive ubiquitin carboxyl-terminal hydrolase 54-like. The record is from RefSeq and is a predicted model, not a curated record. The transcript is spliced from 19 exons. Gene Ontology annotation, molecular function: cysteine-type deubiquitinase activity. Gene Ontology annotation, biological process: protein deubiquitination. Bases 731 to 4168 code for a protein of 1145 amino acids. Lineage: Eukaryota; Metazoa; Chordata; Actinopteri; Cyprinodontiformes; Poeciliidae.